UCGCACGGAGAAGCAUUAUAAACACCCGCCUUCUGCCAUCAAACACUUCGCUGUGUGGGCGCAUUCAAUUCGACAGGACUGGGCUUGUUGUUUGGAUUUUUGGGAAACAAGAGAAAGAGUCGCGCACCCCCCUUUUCAUACGCGACUGUUUGCUACGCGACGACGAUCCAAGAGCUAGGAAAACAGAAAAACGGUUCCGCAGAAAUGGCGUCAAACGGAAAAGUCAAAGCCAACGGCAAGGCCGCGAAGGCUCACGUAGAGGAAGAGCAUGGCUAUGAAUUCUUAGGACCACCUGGCGCGUUCAUCAUAUCAUUCGGACUUCCGGUCUUGGUGUAUGUGUUGACCUUCUUUUGCAACGACAUCUCAGGAUGUCCUGCACCUUCGCUGCUUCACCCUUCCACGCUCGAUUUCGAUCAGCUGAAGCGAGAGGUGGGAUGGACUGGUUUCGGGAGCUUGCUCAAUUGGGAGGCUUUUGUCGGAACUCUUGGCUACUACUUCCUCAGCCUGACUCUGUACGCUGUCCUGCCGAGUACGGAAGUCCCUGGUGUUCCUCUCACAUCUGGCCAAAGGCUCAAGUACCGCUUCAAUGCCUGGAACUCUGCGCUCUUCAUCCUCACCCUUUUGGCUGCCGGAACUAUCACCAGCGGCGCUGAUUUCGUUGUCUGGACAUUCAUUACUGACAACUUUGUCGGCAUCAUGACCACCAACAUCCUGAUCUCUUACUUCCUCGCUACUUUCUGUUACGUCCGCUCGUUCAGCGUCAAGCACCCCAAGGACCCUAACAACCGUGAGCUUGCCGCCGGUGGCCGCACUGGUAACUUGCUCUACGAUUGGUUCAUUGGCCGUGAGCUAAACCCGCGCGUUGUGCUUCCCAUCUUCGGCGAAGUCGACAUCAAGGCUUGGUGUGAGCUUCGUCCUGGUAUGCUCGGCUGGAUCAUCAUCGACCUUGCGUUCAUCGCGAAGCAAUACCACAACUUUGGCCGCGUCACCGACUCCAUUGUAUUGGUCACCGUCGCCCAGGCAGUUUACUCGCUCGACUCGCUCUUCAUGGAGCCUGCCAUUCUCACCACUAUGGACAUAAUCCAGGACGGCUUCGGUAUGAUGUUGUCAUUCGGUGACCUCGUCUGGGUGCCCUUCACCUACACCAUCCAAACACGCUACCUCUCCGUCUACCCCGUUGAUCUCGGCAUCAAGGGUAUCGUUGCUGUGCUCGCCGUCCAGGGCUUCGGCUACUACAUCUUCCGCUCCGUCAACAACGAGAAGAACCGCUUCCGCACCAACCCCGAGGACCCUCGUGUCUCUCACCUCAAGUACAUCGAGACUGAAGCUGGCUCGCGCCUUCUCAUCUCCGGAUGGUGGGGCAUGGCCCGCCACAUCAACUACCUCGGCGACUGGUUCAUGAGCUGGUCCUACGUCCUGCCCACCGCUCUGUCCGGCUACUUGAUCCGCAACGCCGCGCAGCAUCCCAUCACCGCCGCGCAAUCUGACGCAUACUUCUUCAAGGACAGCUACGGCAAAUACGCUGUCCCUGGUGAGGCCAAGGGCUGGGGCAUGAUCUUCACCUACUUCUUUAUGGUCUACUUCGCCGUCCUUCUCUUGCACCGUGAACGCCGUGACGAGGAGAAGUGCAGGCGCAAGUACGGCAAGGACUGGGACCGCUACGUCGAGCAUGUCCCCUACAGAAUCAUUCCGUACGUGUACUAAGCGAGCCGUAUUGGAGAGAAAUAAGAUGAAACGCUAUCGACCCAGCUGGGUCUGGUUGAAGACGUGCAUCUGCAGUUUGAUGCGAUGCUACCGUGCCACAGCCGGUUGAAUACAUGCAUCUAUUAUACCACCUUUUUUCUUUGUAUGUUAUAUAGAGGUGGAACGCUACCGCUCGGGCCGGUUGAAGACGUACACCCAAAAGCUGAGGAUUUGAAGAUGUGACGCUACUGCUUUCAUGUGGUUGAAGACGUGCAUCGCAAGAUGAGGGAAGAGAUGUAGCGCUAUCAUUGGAUUGAUUGAAGACGCACAUUUCGAUAGGAUAAUGUUUAUAUUGUAAGAUAUUGAAGAGUUGUUCGCGGCAUCGUGAUU
Parastagonospora nodorum SN15 is the source of this 2073-nucleotide messenger RNA. RefSeq lists its product as hypothetical. NCBI's taxonomy places the organism in Eukaryota, Fungi, Ascomycota, Dothideomycetes, Pleosporales, Phaeosphaeriaceae. The transcript is spliced from 3 exons. Gene Ontology annotation, cellular component: endoplasmic reticulum membrane. The record is from RefSeq and is a predicted model, not a curated record. Gene Ontology annotation, molecular function: Delta14-sterol reductase activity. Gene Ontology annotation, biological process: ergosterol biosynthetic process. Bases 205 to 1704 code for a protein of 499 amino acids.